AUUGCGCAAUCACAACGAACUCCUCCAAAAUCUAUACUUCCCGACAAUGUCCACCAUUCACACCUACGCCAUCACUCCCUUCAUUCAGGGCCUCAAGGCCCUGACCGCCAUUCUCAAAAAAGGCGAGGAGCACGCAAAAGCAAACAAUAUCCCGCUCGAGGACUUGGUCAAUGCGUCCCUGAUCGCCGACAUGAAGCCCCUCUCAUUCCAGGUCUUCAUCGCCACCAACACAGCCGUCAAGCUCGUUUCUCGCGCGACAUUUGUGGAGCCACCAGCUCAAAGCGACACCGACAAGACCUUUGAUGACUUCUAUAAGCGCAUUGACGAGGCUCUUGCCGUGCUCGAGAAGGCCGAUGCCCAAACCAUCGCGGCCAAUGAGGGCAAGACGUUCAAGGCUCCCUUGGGCCCCAGGGAGUUUGAAUUUACACCAGAAUCGUAUACGAAUAGCUAUGCGGUGCCGAACUUCUAUUUCCACCUUGUGACAGCGUAUGAUAUCCUGAGGGCCAAGGGAGUGCCAGUGGGCAAGAUGGAUUACCUGAAGGAUUUCCUGGGAGAUAUUGCGGCUUAGCCUGGUAUCACGAGUGUCCAUAAAUGAAGUUUUGCAGCAUUCUCAUACCGCGUUCAGCCUAUGACAUCCAGGCACACUG
Messenger RNA from Aspergillus nidulans FGSC A4, 647 nucleotides. RefSeq names its product DUF1993 domain-containing protein. Bases 47 to 568 code for a protein of 173 amino acids. Lineage: Eukaryota; Fungi; Ascomycota; Eurotiomycetes; Eurotiales; Aspergillaceae. The transcript has a single exon. The record is from RefSeq and is a predicted model, not a curated record.